GAGAAAUUUCUGCUUCAAGGCAGCUGAGCAGCAGGCAGGCAGGCAGGCACUCGUCGCAGGGAUGUCCAGGUCGGAAAGUCGCUGCUGGCUGGCUGGCUGCCAGGGUCGUCCAGCCAAAUUGCCACCCAAAUAAAGCACAACGGCAGCCGACUUCCGACUUCGACCUCCCUCGCUCCCACCACCCUUCCUCAUCCACCCAACGACGACCACCACCAUGACCUCGCUCGUGGCCAAGUCGCCCGCGCUCCUCGCGAUCCAGCGCGAAAAGCCGCCCAGUCUCGCGGGGUCGACGGCGAGCCUGUCGGCGCGCGAACUGAUCGAGGACGCCGAGGAGCAGCCGACCGUGCUCGUCCCGCAGCCGCUGUACACCUUCCUCACGAGCGCCGACCACACCGUGACGGCGUGCUUGGCCAACUCGACCAUCGACUCGCCCGUACGCGUGAUCGCCGAGCACCUCUUCGGGCUCGGCUACGGCGCGUUCAAGCAGUGGACGCAGGAGGAAAAGGCCAUGGCCCCGCCCAGUGCGGCGCCGACCCCCAAGGGUGUCCGCGCAUGGCUGCACAAGCUGAGCCUCAAGCCCAAGCGCACCACCCAGCUCAAGGAGCAUGUUGAAGCGGGCGGCGGCGCGACGUCCGCCGAGUCGGACAGCGACGUCGAGCAGGUCGUAGACGACCAUUACAGCGCUAUUGAGAGGCUCAACCCUGACCAGCUGGCUGAAGUCAAGCGCUGUGGGCAGUGGCGCGGCGCCGAGCCAAGCGAGACGUUCUUGAAUAUCUACGCCCAGGCUAUCCUCACGCUGGAGAAGAAUGUCCUCAAUGGGCUCGUGUCUCCCCCGCUUAUGGGCUCGUCCGCCGUCGCCCCCCUCACGCUCAUCUCGCACACGACCGACAUUGUGCAGCACUAUGCCGACAUUAUCGUCGACGCCGAGCACGAAAUCUUCUUCACGACGAAUGUGUGGGAGGCGAGCCGGUCGGCUGCGGCGAUUAAAGACGCGCUGAUUGAGCUUUCGCGGCGGACGGUCGAGCGGGGCGGCGACAAGGUCGUCGUCAAGAUCAUGUACGACCGUGGUGUCGCUCCCGCCGACGGCCGCGUGCACCAGAUCGUCGACCCCAAGGUCUACUCGUCGCCACUGGUCGGCCUGCCGACGCCCGAAGAGAUCCCAGGCCUCGAGCUCGAGGUGCAAAACUACCACAUCCCCCCAGUGGGCACGUUCCACCAGAAGUGCCUGGUUAUUGACAGGCGAAUCGCGUCGCUGUCCUCCAACAACAUCCAGGAGCGCUCCGACGUCGGGUUCAUGGUGCAGCUGGAAGGGCCCGUAGUGCAGAGCAUCUACGACACGGCGAUCCUGUCCUGGUGGACGUCCUUCCACCCGCCCCUGCCACUGCUCGGCAAGGCGCCGGAAUACCCCAAGACGCUCGACGCCAGUUUUUUCAAGUUUGGCAACGACCUUCCCGCCAUGAGCGGCAAGGAGGACGCCGAGGUCAUGGCUGAGCGCACGCGCCAGCGACUGGCCAAGCUCAACGCUGUCGGCAAGAAGCUCGACAGCGAGGCGUCGACGCCAGCCGUGCCCGGCACGCCGGUCGUCGAGACGACCGAGGGGGCGGCCGUGUCGCCUGCACCAGCGACGCCAACGACGACGGACGAAGCCGCGCCGCCGACCCCGUCGUCGAGCGACGAGUCGACCCCCACAGCCGCCGCCUCCGCCGCCGCCGCGCGCGCGUUCAACCCCAUCAUCCUGCACGCGCCGCACGCGCCGUUCCCCGUCGCCAUGAUCAACCGCACGCCGCGCGCCCUCAGGGGCCAGGGAGACGGGUACGUGCCGCAGAACCUGGCGUGGCUCGCCGCCAUCAAGUUUGCCCAGACGAGCGUCUUCAUCCAGAGCCCGACGUUUAGUGCCAAGCCGAUCGUGUCGGCCGCGCUUGACGCCGUGCGCCGCGGUGUGCUCGUCGAGAUCUACGCCGACCUCGAGUUCAACGACGACGGCGAGAUUUCCGCCGACGGCCUCGCGAACCGCAACGUCGCGAGCUUCAUGUUCUCCCAGCUCGCGGACAAGGACAAGGACAACCUCCGGAUUUACUGGUACACUGCCAAGGACCAGCGCACGCCGCUCACCGCGCGCCACACGUGCCACAUCAAGCUCAUGAUCGUCGACGGCAACAUCGCAAUCACGGGCAACGGCAAUGUCAACCACCAGAGCUGGUUCCACUCGCAGGAACUCAACAUCCUCGUCGACUCGCCCCAGCUCUGCACCGACUGGCGCGCAGGCAUCGACUCGAACCAGAACACGCGCCUCUACGGCCGCGUCCAGCCAGACGGCGUGUGGCGUGAUGCUGCAGGCAAAGAGCUCCCCACGCGCGCCAGCACGCCCGCGUUGCCUGUACCAGCGUCGUCGAGCUCGACUGCCUCGCCCGCGCCGUCGUCGACAGGCAAGCUCCUCCCAUAGUGAAGUCUCCUUUUGGGCUCGCGCUCUAUAAUUGUACCACUACAAAGCACAACCACAAACUAACCCAUAAUGCAUGGCAUGCACAGUCAAGAGA
Molecule: messenger RNA, 2537 nt
Organism: Vanrija pseudolonga
Lineage: Eukaryota; Fungi; Basidiomycota; Tremellomycetes; Trichosporonales; Trichosporonaceae
Exons: 3
Coding region: 215-2443 (742 amino acids)
Molecular function (GO): catalytic activity
Source: RefSeq, a predicted model, not a curated record